AUGUAUCCACCAAUCUCCCCUCAUGCACAGCCACCGUACAAUCAGCCUGUUGUUACUGGUUUCCCGGUGGGUUACAACAGUUACAACCCCCCGUUUACCCAGCCCCAGCCGCAGCCGCAGCCGCAGCCGCAAGCACCACCUCCUCCUCAGCCUAAAGAUUGGUCCACAGGCCUCUUUGGCUGCUUCUCCAACUUCAAAAACUGUUGCAUAACAUGCUGGUGUCCAUGUGUCACCUUUGGCCGAGUUGCAGAGAUUGUUGACAGGGGAUCAACUUCAUGUGGUGCUAGUGCGGCUCUGUAUACGCUGAUUUUAUGUGUGACUGGUGGUUCAGCUGGUUGCUUGUACUCUUGCUUCUACCGCUCCAAGAUGAGAGCGCAGUACAAGUUGAAGAAGAGACCUUGUGGUGAUUGCUUGGUUCAUUGUUGCUGCGAGCCCUGUGCUUUGUGUCAAGAUUAUCGUGAACUUCAAAACCGUGGAUUUGACAUGGUCAUUGGAUGGCGUGGAAAUGUCGACCUGCGAAACCAAGGAGUAGCCACGACUCCAACAGCUCCGGCAAUGGAAUACAUGAGCCGUUGA
Molecule: messenger RNA, 576 nt
Organism: Gastrolobium bilobum
Lineage: Eukaryota; Viridiplantae; Streptophyta; Magnoliopsida; Fabales; Fabaceae
Product: protein PLANT CADMIUM RESISTANCE 11-like
Exons: 4
Coding region: 1-576 (191 amino acids)
Source: RefSeq, a predicted model, not a curated record